AUGGCUGAUCUCCUCAAAAACACUAGUAAGGCUGAGGUUGUUCACACCGUUGAUAGUGACCUAGAAAUCAACAAGGAUGAACAAGGGUUUGCUAAGAAUACCAAUUUUACCAGGGAUGUCAAUGACAUCGACAAUAAUAAGCACCCUAAGGCCAAGACUGAAACUGAUACUAAUGUGGUAGACUUAGAUGAGUACUCUGACGAUGAAUUACUUACCUCCUUGAAGCUUAGUGUAGCCAACAGGCUAAUGACAAGAAGAAAAGGCAAAGUUGUUGUCCAAGGAUCUCCUAAAAGGAGCACUCAAGUGAAUAACCCUGCCAAAGACGCUGUCAGCAAGGUCACUCCAAAGAAAAGAAAGGAAAGGGAAAUUUUUGAACCUGAAUCUGAUGUUGAAGUGAAUGUCCCUGACAUUCCAUCGAGGAAGAAGCCUACAACCGGAAAACUUGUUUCUAGUAUUCCUGAAGUUCCCAUUGAUAAUGUGUCUUUCCACUAUGCCUCUAGUGCCAGUAGAUGGAAGUAUGUUCUCCAAAAGAGAUUGGCUGUUGAAAGAGAAUUGGCUCCAAAUGCUCUUGAGAACAAGGAAGUCUUAGAGCUGAUUCAAGAAGCUGGACUGCUAAAAACAGUUUGCAAUCUUCCCAAAUGUUAUGAGAAGCUGGUCAAAGAACUUGUGGUGAACCUAUCUGAAGAUUGUGGCAACAACAGGAGUGUGGACUUCAGGAAAGUGUUUGUGAGAGGUAACUGUGUCUCAUUCUCUCCAUCUGUGAUUAAUAAUUUCUUGGAAAGAACAGAUGAAACUCAACCUGAGCUUGAAGUAACAGACAACAAAGUUUGUCAAGUGAUCACAUCCAAGCAAGUAAAUAGUUGGCCUCUAAAAGAGAAGCUAACUGCAAGUAAGCUGAGCAUCAAGUAUGCGAUGCUUCACAAGAUAGGAGCAGCUAAUUGGGUGCCAAUAAAUCACAAGUCCACUAUUUCAACUGUACUUGGGAGAUUUAUAUAUGAUGUAGGGACAAAGGCAAAGUUUGAUUAUGGAGCAUAUAUUUUUGACCAAACCAUGAAGCAUGCUAGAAGCUUCAGUAUUAAGGGUCCAAUUGCGUUUCCAUCCCUCCUGUUUGGUAUAAUUCUGGAUCAGUAUCCAAACAUUCUCAAUGAGCAUGAUGUAGUGUCCAAAAGAGAAAGUCCCUUGGCCUUCCAUUACAAACUGUUUCAGGGUAAGCAUGUUCCAGACAUUGUCAUGACAUCAGCUGAAACUUCCAAAUCUGGAGCAUCAGUUAGAAAAGCAUAA
This is a messenger RNA of Vicia villosa (hairy vetch), 1281 nucleotides long. RefSeq lists its product as uncharacterized. Bases 1 to 1281 code for a protein of 426 amino acids. Lineage: Eukaryota; Viridiplantae; Streptophyta; Magnoliopsida; Fabales; Fabaceae. The transcript is spliced from 2 exons. The record is from RefSeq and is a predicted model, not a curated record.